Pocillopora meandrina is the source of this 1017-nucleotide messenger RNA. The record is from the annotation of a GenBank genome assembly. Lineage: Eukaryota; Metazoa; Cnidaria; Anthozoa; Scleractinia; Pocilloporidae.
GAUCUUAAGGAAGGUUUAUUUCGAGUUGGUGGUUUCCCUUGUGCCAUUGGGUUCAUCGACGGUACCCACGUUAGAAUAACUGCCCCUCACGAAAAUGAGCCAGACUUCGUGAACCGGAAAGGAUUUCACUCUAUCAAAAUAUCCAGGCAAUCUGCGACCAUCGAGGUAAGCAAAUAUGUCUAGCUCUGAUUAUUGAUUUAGCAAAGGACAACAUGUUCGUUUAACCCUAAGCUUUACUGUGCAUACUAUCUCAUGUAAAUAACAGGAGAUAUCCUAAAUAUGAGCAUGAAAGCCGUAGAAAUUUCGCAUCCAAUGUAUAACGCUUUUCUGACACCUUAGGAGCAGUGUGCGACAGACUGUCUUGAGCACAACACGUGAUCAAAUAUGUGAUCACGAGAUUCACGCAGAUACAAUUUACCGUGUAAACAAGAGAAUGAAAUUGAUUUAAAAUGAUUGACUUUUCGAACUGUGCGAUCACCCGUUUGAUUCUAUCGCUGUCGGAUGUAAUCGAUUUUGUUUUUUGGAAACGGGUAUUGAGUCUUCCAAAGGUGACAUGACAACAAUGAAAAUAUUCUUUGGUGAUCACUAAAUGUGUUCUCCAAUAUGGACAUUUUUUUAGUGGUCUGCGUUAGUUCAAGUGUUGGAACAAAGCAUUACGGAGCAUGGCCAAGGAAUGCCUUGAAGUUUACCAUAUUAAGAAAGGGAUAAUUUGCCUAGGGAUAGGGUAGUUGAUUGUUUUGACAAAAUGAAUGAAGUGAUCCCACGAUUACUGCUCCAAAAUUGGAUUAUGCUCACAUUAUGACAAUUUUGUGGGAAGGAAGACACAUGCAGAAAUACCAUACACCUAAGUUGCAUCAAAAUUUUUUUUACAUAACAUAAAACAUAAAAAUUAAAAACCAGUUGUAGUGUAUUGAAUACAUUUGAAUUUUACAGGAAUGUUUACUGAUGUUGUGGCUAGACAGCCUGGUUCAACUCAUGAUAGCCAUAUUUUACCUGGACAUCAGCCAUAGGGGGUAA